AUGCAUCUCUGCCCAGAUGGGUGGGAAGUCAAACUCUGCAAGCUCAACCUGCUAGGAGAUUUUGGCAAUGUUCUGGAUGAUCUACAAAACAGUUUCCACAUUGUUGCCAUUGGCCAAGUAAAACACACAGUUUUACAUGACAACCAUAACUCAGCCCAGGCUAGACCCAUCAUUAUCCUAGAAUACAUUGAAGCCAAGUUAUCUAAAGUCAGAUACUCUGGCUCUUAUAACCAAGUUACCCCAGAGCAAUUAAUUUGCCUAUUUUUGGCUGCUCCCUUUGAGGUUGUCAACAAGCCAUCUGUGCUGGGCAAAUUUAGGAUCAUACAGGGUUUUUACUUCCCACAUAGCAAGUUGUUGUUGUCUAUAAAGGCUCAAAUCAAUGCAAGCAAUUUCCCAUGUACCUGGGGAUUCUUCCAUAACUUUGCCAAAAUUGUCACUGCAGCCCCCAAGGAUCUCUUGCAGCAACCUGUGAUACUGACACAGCCUGCUGCCAAAUCCCUAUACACCAAGACAACUGGGUCCAUGUGGUUGUACAUUGGGCAGGCAAUUUUAUGCAGAUGUCAGAGUGCAAUUUGA
Molecule: messenger RNA, 576 nt
Organism: Rhizoctonia solani
Lineage: Eukaryota; Fungi; Basidiomycota; Agaricomycetes; Cantharellales; Ceratobasidiaceae
Product: reverse transcriptase domain
Exons: 1
Coding region: 1-576 (191 amino acids)
Source: RefSeq, a predicted model, not a curated record